GAAAGGGACAGCCAUGAGAGACACGGCAGAGAAAGGAGGAGGAGGUGGAGACACAGCAAAAUCAGAGAGAGAUCAGAGUUGGAUCCCUAAAAUCUUCAAAAAGAGAGUUUGCUCCACUUUUGUUGAGGAUUCCUUCAGUAAUGGCAACUUGUGCCAAUGUGGAGGCCGGAGAGAUGACCACGCAUCUGUGGCUUUAGGAGACUUCUUCAGCACUGCCAUUGUCAAUCACUGGGACAGCACCCAGCACUCGUCUGAAUACCCCACAGACGCCUUCGGAGAACUGCAGUUUGCUGGAGCCAGUAAGAGGCAGAGUCAUUUCUUGCGGCUGUCAUGGGACACGCCCCCUUCUAUGGUGUACACGCUGAUGACCGUCAACUGGAAACUGCCUGCUCCAAACCUGGUGGUGUCUGUGGUGGGAGGAGAGGGCCGGACCAAGGUGAAGACCUGGGUCCGUGAGGUCAUCAGACAGGGGCUGGUGAAGGCUUCACAAAGCACAGGAGCGUGGAUAAUGACCACAGGGCUGCGUGAAGGCAUCGGCCGGUGUGUUGGGGAAGCUGUCAGAGAUCAUGCCACAGCAGCCUCUUCUGUCAGCACCAACAAAGUGGUGGCCUUGGGCAUCGCUCCGUGGGGACUUGUGCGCAACCGGGAUCAGCUUGUCAACUCUCAGGGUAGCUUUCCUGCAAAGUACCAUGUCCAGAAUACAUCGCAAGAUUCUUGUUACCUGGACAACAAUUACCAGGCCUUCCUUCUGGUGGACGAUGGGAGCGUGGGGCGGCCUGGAGGGGAAACAGGCUUCAGGGCAAAACUGGAAGACCACAUCUCUCACCAACGCACAGGAAUCUGGGGCAGUGGUAGCAUUGACAUUCCUGUCCUGUGUAUGCUGGUCUCAGGAGAGGCAAAUAUGCUAGAGAGAGUUGAACAGUCUCUGAAACAUGCCAUGCCCUGGUUGGUGCUGGCAGGAUCUGGGGGUGUGGCAGACUUCUUGAGUAAUGUUCUGGAGAACCUGUCCUCUGCCCCUGUGACGCAGUCGUCUGGGGAGGGUGAUGGUGAGGUGGGCCCCAGUGUGGACCUGAAGGAGCGAAUGGCCGAGAGAGUGAAGAAGUACUUCCCCUCCGAGGCAAACACAGACAAACUAGUUGAGCAGGCUUUGAACAUCUACAAUAACAGAGGAUUCAUUACAAUAUACCACGGAGAGCAAGAAGGCCCAAAUGAUUUCGACACUGUACUGCUUAAAGCUUUAGUUGGAGCAAGCAAACAGAGAAUGUCCAUUGAAGACAGUCCUUAUAAUGAAGAGUUGAAGUUAGCUGUCACAUGGAACAGGGUUGACAUUGCCAAGAGCGAACUGUUCAAUGGAGACAUUCAGUGGAAGUAUGAAGAUUUGGAAGAAUCCAUGACAGAUGCCCUGAUCAAUGAUAAGCCCAAGUUUGUCCGCCUUUUCAUUGAGAAUGGUUUCAGCAUCCUGGAGUAUCUAACAUAUGGACGACUGGAAACCUUGUACCAAUCCGUGGCUCAGGGCACUGUUAUUUACGAAUUGCUGAAGCGUCGCCUACAGGAGCGACAAGGAACUACAGUUAAUGGUCCCUUAAUAACAAAUGCACCUCCCUCCCCCACCACAUUCAUUGUGGAGGAGCCCCCCACUGGUCCCGAAUUGGAUAUUUCUCUCUUUGAGGUAUCGGGAGUAUUAGAAUUCCUGAUGGGAGAUGUAUGCCAACCAUUUUACCUUGAAGCUGUGGGCAUAGAACGAUGGGCAUCAAGACGACGUGCGCUGAAGCGCAUCAGUAAGAUCCUGCAAGGAGAAUGUCUGUAUCGUGACAAACGCUGUUUGUUUCCCUGGGCUUCUCUGUUUAUCUGGGCCGUGCUGCAGAAUCGUCAUGAAAUGGCCACUCUGUUUUGGGAGAUGGCUGCAGAGUCUGUGCUCAGUGCUCUGAGUGGCUGUAAGAUUUUGAGAGAGUUGUCUAAGCUGGAGACUGAAACUGAAACUAAACUCUCAAUGAAAGAGCUCGCCCAAAAGUUUGAAAACCUUGCACAUGAUAUUUUCAGCUCUUGCUAUCGGAGCGAUGAGAGCCGUUCUUUUACUCUGCUCAUUAGAAAAUCUUCAGUUUGGGGUGGGACAACGUGUCUUCAGAUGGGCAUGAGUGCUGAUGCACGUCUUUUCUUCAGCCAUGACGGAGUGCAGUCCCUGCUGUCCCAGAUUUGGUGGGGAGACAUGAAGAGGGACACAGCGGUGUGGAAGCUGCUGCUCACCUUCUUCUGCCCUGUGCUGUGCUACACCAAUCUCAUCUCAUUCAGAAAUCAAGACGAGCAACAACAAGAGAAUGAUAAAAAGCCACAAGAGGACUGUCCCCUUCGAGAUAAUGAAAGCCUCUAUGGUGCCACAGUCUUUUCUUUUUCAGAUAUCAAACACAUUGAAGCUGAACACCAAGAUCCAGUCUCUCCCUGGAACACUGGCAUUAAAGGGACACCUCAGUAUUACAUACCCCCUAAGCGGCCCUUCAUAGUGUCACGAUGGCGUCAGUUCUGGUUUGCACCCGUCACUUCUUUUUUGGGCAAUGUGUUAAUGUACUUCCUAUUCCUGCUGCUCUUUGCCUAUGUUUUGCUGGUGGACUUUAAGCCCCCGCCACCUCAUGGUCCCGCCAUGUCAGAGUAUGUUCUGUACUUCUGGGUGUUCACUAUUGUGUGUGAGGAGCUCAGAGAGACUUUCUUUCAGGGUGCUAUAUCGUUAAGGCAACGAUUAAGAGUCUAUAUUCAGGAUGUAUGGAACAAAUGUGACCUCACUGCCAUUACACUGUUCAUUAUUGGGCUCAUCUGCAGGAUGUUUCCCCUAACUUAUGGAUUUGGCCGUGAUGUCUUAUGUAUCAACUACAUGGUGUUCACCCUACGUCUCAUUCAUAUUUUUGCUGUUCACAAACAGCUUGGACCAAAAAUCAUUAUUGUUGGAAAAAUGAUGAAAGACAUCUUCUUCUUCCUCUUCUUCCUCGGUAUUUGGCUUAUGGCGUAUGGUGUAGCUAAUCAAGCUUUGAUUUAUGCCUAUGACCCACGGCUGGACCGCAUCUUUCGCAGAGUUUUCUACAGGCCGUAUUUGCACAUUUUUGGACAGAUUCCAGUGGAAGAGAUGGAUGUCUUUGCCAAGGUGUGGGACAUGCCAUGCACAGAUAAUGUCACCCUGAUUCAGGAAGGGGCAGAACCCUGCCGGAUCCUCCACAGUAACUGGCUUGUGGUCAUUUUAUUGGUCAUUUAUCUUUUGGUCACAAACAUCCUUCUCAUAAACUUGCUCAUUGCCAUGUUCAGCUACACCUUCUCUGAGGUGCAGGCCAAUAGUGACAUCUAUUGGAAGUUUCAGCGUUACAACCUGAUAGUAGAGUACCAUUCAAAACCAUCUCUGGCCCCGCCUUUCAUCAUCCUCUCCCACAUUAAUCUUUUUAUCAAAAGAAAAAUCCGCAAAGUGCCCUCUGUCAAGGUGUACCACUUUGUGUUGGAAUUAAGAGGAAAAGCAGCUAAUCGACUAAUGACAUGGGAAACUAUACAGAAGGAAGACUUCCUUACAACUCAGAACAAGAUUCAGAAGAGCAGUGACUCAGAGCGACUCAAAAGGAUGUCAGCCAAAGUGGAUACUGUGGUGAAACAUGUGACUGAAACAAGGAACUUUGAUAUGAGGCUCAGGGCUUUGGAGAAUGAGAUGGAGUACUGCUCUAACGCGUUAAGCUGGAUUGUUGAAACAUUAGCGCAAAGUAGCACUUUCAAACCUGCUCGGGCCCCUCCUGUGCCGAGAGAUUCAGUUAUGUCCACCCAAUCUACAUAAUGGAUCUGCAGUGGCCAUUAAAUGAUGGAAAUGACUUCAAGCAUGAACUAAAACAUGUAAUAUAUUUUUUUUAUUAUUUUACCCUAUAUAAACUCUGGUUAGGCAGUUGAGGAUGUAAAAGCAUCUCUUUUAUGUUUGUAUUUUUUAUGAAAAUAAAAGUAAUAUUAUUUGUU
This is a messenger RNA of Periophthalmus magnuspinnatus, 3972 nucleotides long. RefSeq names its product transient receptor potential cation channel subfamily M member 4-like. NCBI's taxonomy places the organism in Eukaryota, Metazoa, Chordata, Actinopteri, Gobiiformes, Gobiidae. The transcript has 28 exons. Gene Ontology annotation, cellular component: membrane. Bases 14 to 3799 code for a protein of 1261 amino acids. Gene Ontology annotation, molecular function: ligand-gated calcium channel activity; calcium-activated cation channel activity. The record is from RefSeq and is a predicted model, not a curated record. Gene Ontology annotation, biological process: calcium ion transmembrane transport.